Messenger RNA from Exophiala xenobiotica, 1515 nucleotides. RefSeq lists its product as uncharacterized. Lineage: Eukaryota; Fungi; Ascomycota; Eurotiomycetes; Chaetothyriales; Herpotrichiellaceae. Gene Ontology annotation, biological process: transmembrane transport. The transcript has 8 exons. Gene Ontology annotation, molecular function: transmembrane transporter activity. The record is from RefSeq and is a predicted model, not a curated record. Bases 1 to 1503 code for a protein of 500 amino acids.
AUGUCUGCUGAAGGUCUCAAGGAUUCAGCUGAAGCCACAAAAAUGGCGACGAAAGUUGACUCAGAGCAACAACAAGAUGUUACUCCAUCGAGGAAGAGAAGCCUCUUUGGCUUCCAGGUACCAAGCUACUCCGAUCCCAUGGUGCAGAUCGUCAUUGUUGGCUUUAUAUUGUUCCUGAAUCCUGGUAUGUACAAUGCAUUGACAGGCCUGGGAGGCGCUGGACAAGUGGAUGCCACCGCUCAAAACAACGCCGGCAUUGCCCUCCACACCACUUUUGCGGUCAUUGGAUUCUUGGUCGGAAUUUUCCAUAACUUCUUGGGCACAAAAUGGACAAUGGCAAUCGGAGGCAUCGGCUACUGUGUCUAUUCAGCUGCGUUCUUGUGCUACAAUCAUACCAAGAACGAGGGCUUUGUCAUUUUCUCGGGUGCUCUUCUCGGUUUCUGUGCUGCGUUUUUGUGGUGCGCACAGGGUGUCGUGAUGAUGUCUUACCCUGUCGAAUCUCAGCGAGGUCGCGCCAUCUCGAUCACUUGGCUUCUUUUCAACCUUGGUGCAGUCAUCGGAGCUGCGGUGUCUCUGGGCCAGAAUUGGAGUGUCAAGGCCGGCCAUGUCACUGAUGGAACCUACGUUGGUUUUAUUGUCCUGGAGGCAGCCGGAGCUCUGCUCUGUUGCUUCCUGACUCCCAGUGACAGGAUCAUUCGAAAAGACGGGACUAAAGUACAAAAGGUCGUUCACCCAGGGCUGAAGUCUGACAUUGUUGGCCUCUACAAGACCCUUGUGACGGAUCCCUGGGUUGUUUUGCUCUUCCCUAUGUUCUUCGCUUCCAAUUAUUUCUACACCUAUCAAUUCAAUGACGUCAAUGCCUAUUACUUUUCGACUAGAACCCGCGCAUUCAACAACAUCUUCUACUGGAUCUCGCAGAUCAUCGGUGCUGCUGCCUUUGGCGCUUUCCUUGACUGGACACGAUUCAAUCGACGCACUCGAGCAGUCAUGGCCUGGGCCAUGUUGUUGGCUCUAGUCAUGUCCAUUUGGGGAGGGGGCUAUAAGUUUCUCCUAAAGACUGACCGCAAUGUCAAGGGACCUGAAAUGGAUCUCUUUGACUCAGGUUACAUCUGGUGUCUCUUCCUGUACAUGUCCUACGGUUUGCUAGAUUCUCUGUGGCAAGUCUUUUGCUACUACACCAUGGGAGCAAUGUCGAACGACCCUCGCAAACUUGCCUACUAUGCCGGCUUUUACAAGUCGAUUCAGGCCGUUGGAGCAACAACUAUCUCCAAGUUGGAUGCGGACAAAGUGUCUUUCCACAUCAAUUUUGGAACUAGCUGGGGUCUGAUGGCAGGUGGACUGGUCAUUGCAUUGCCGCUUUAUUACUGGCGUCUGCAUAACACCGAGAUCACAGAGGCUGACUUCGUCGAGCCUACGAUCACAGAAGGACAGGCUGAGGAGAUCGAGAUGGGCGAUGCCAAGGCUGACGGCAACACAACCGUCAGUGAGAAGCACUCCCAUUGAGCAUCACAGCGG